Penicillium longicatenatum is the source of this 636-nucleotide messenger RNA. Its product is annotated as Serine hydrolase FSH. The coding region runs from base 1 to 636 and encodes 211 amino acids. Lineage: Eukaryota; Fungi; Ascomycota; Eurotiomycetes; Eurotiales; Aspergillaceae. The transcript has 3 exons. The record is from RefSeq and is a predicted model, not a curated record. Gene Ontology annotation, cellular component: cytoplasm; nucleus.
AUGCAAACGGCAAGGAUCCGAGAGGAAUUGGAUGGUCAUGAGUUUGUCUUCAUCGAUGGCAUGGUUUCAACGGAGCCAAUCGCAGGUGCCACUGCCUUGGCAGAGGAAUGCUACGGUUAUCUCCCAAGCAGAGUUGACCCGAGUCAGUGCUAUGACAUGGUGGCAGGCUUGGUGCAAUAUGUCCAAAGCCAAGGACCUUUCGACGGAGUAAUGGGGUUUUCUGAAGGGGGGAUUGUGGCUGCUAUGCUACUUGUGGAAGAUGCCAGAUAUCCUUUCGCAGGAUUCAAAUGCGGAAUCUUCUUUAGUGCAGCACUGCCCCUGGACCCGGAUGUUGUUCGCACUGGUAUCGUUCGAUGUAUUGACCCAGUUGCCGACGGUGUCCUUCUCCACAUACCCACUACGGUGGUAAUCGAGGAGAAUUUGGUUCGUCUACGGGAUCGUUCACCACUGGCCCCAUUGUGGCUUCAGGAAGACGCCCAGGAAGCACUUAUCCAAAUUUGUGAUGAGGCUUCGCGCGAAGUGGUCCGGCAUAAUCUAGGGCACCAUGUCCCUGGGUCGAAAUCGGUGGAGAAACUCGCGGAGACGUUACAGGCGAUUGAAAGGACAAUUGAGAGAGCUGGCGAUAUAUUCAGUUAA